Echinops telfairi (small Madagascar hedgehog) is the source of this 3892-nucleotide messenger RNA. It is a transcript of the gene URI1, whose product is annotated as URI1 prefoldin like chaperone. NCBI's taxonomy places the organism in Eukaryota, Metazoa, Chordata, Mammalia, Afrosoricida, Tenrecidae. Bases 1220 to 2572 code for a protein of 450 amino acids. Gene Ontology annotation, biological process: negative regulation of phosphatase activity; negative regulation of transcription by RNA polymerase II. The record is from RefSeq and is a predicted model, not a curated record. Gene Ontology annotation, molecular function: phosphatase inhibitor activity; chromatin binding; transcription corepressor activity. The transcript is spliced from 9 exons.
CAAAGGGAGUCCCACAGGUUGAGAACCGCUGCUUUAGGGGAACAGCAGUCCACCUAAACCAAUUCAGUGAUGUGUAUAGAACAGUCAUUUUUAUUAUCUGGAGAGAGAUUAUCUGUGUUGUAGUUUAUCCUAAUCUCAAUCUGACAGUAUCUGUGCAUUAUUUUAAAUGGACAACUUUUUGCUUGUUUACGGACAUUUCAGCUCUCAGGUUUCUCACACUAGGGGACCCGGGGAAACUAAGCUCCAUAGCAACCUAGGAGAUAGCAGAGGUGGGUGCCUGGCAGCAUGCACAAAGCAGGGACCCACGGGCCUAACUGCCUCUGCGCCUUCAGAAUUACAGCUUUUGGGUGUUGGAAAUUAAUUUACUAGGUACCACUCUUUUGAUAAAACAUAAAGCAGACUAUAAAUUCAGGUUGAAAUCCUUUUUGUAUUACUACCACUAAUAAUUUCCUGUGCCUCAUUGAGUCUCUCUUACCUUAAUCACAUUAAUGUGAAUUCUUGAAGGGUUGACACCACAUUUCUCAGCCUCAGUUUUCUGAUGAGGACUAAAGCAUGUGAUCAAAUUUCAUGUUCAUGAUUUUUGCACCACAGCCAGUGUUUGUUCAUUCAAAAGUAUUGUUAAAGCUCUUCCUUCAUCUUGAGUGCCUUUCCCCAUUAGAACCUAAGGUCUUCAUUCACUGUAUCUAUCCCUCAAUAAACCAAAAGCCAAACUCACUGCCAUCUAGUCAGUGCUGAUUCAUUGCGGCCCCCCACUGUGGGUUCCUGAGCCCAAAACAGAAGAAGCCCCAGUCUUUCACCUGUGGAGCUGCUGCUGGUUUCCAGCUGCCACCCAUGCUGAUGCAGCCCUGCCCAUACCCAUCACCAGGCCUCCAGUACCCCUCAAUAUCCAAACUUCAUUUAUAAAUCCAGAUGCUCUACACUAAGAAACACUUAGUCUCAGGAUUUAAAAGCCCUAGUCCUGAGAGUGUUAAUUCCUUACAUAAUAAGUAUAUAGUAGAACAAUACUAUUGAAACAGGGUUUUGAAAUUUAAAAAUUCUUUGAUCUGUAAAUUGCUGGUUAGCUUCUUGAUAAAUUUGCUUUUAGUACAAAGUUUAAUGGAAGAAUUGCUAAUUUAUUUAGUAUUUGGUAUUUUUUGCCAACAGGACGAAGGUAGACAAUGACUAUAAUGCUCUUCAAGAAAGACUCAGUACAUUGCCUGAUAAGUUGUCUUAUAAUAUCAUGGUACCAUUUGGCCCCUUUGCCUUCAUGCCAGGAAAACUUGUCCAUACUAAUGAAGUCACUGCUUUACUUGGGGACAACUGGUUUGCAAAGUGCUCAGCAAAGCAGGCUGUGGGCUUAGUUGAGCACAGGAGAGAACAUGUAAGAAAAACAAUAGGUGAUUUAAAAAAAGUCAUGAAAAAUUUUGAAUCCAGAGUCGAAUUCACAGAAGAUUUGCAGAAAAUGAGUGAUGGUGCAGGUGACAUUGUUGAUAUAAGAGAAGAAAUUAAAAGUGACUCUGAAUUUAAAGUAAAACAACGAAUUGCUCAUACACCUCACUCCAAGCCAAAGAGUUCAGAUAUAUUUGAAGCAAAUUUUUCAAAUGAUGUAACAUCCAAGGAUAUGCUUGCUGAUCAGGAACUCUGGGCUCGGCUUGAAGAAUUAGAGAGACAAGAAGAAUUGCUGGGUGAACUUCAUCGACCUAACACUGUGAUUGCCAAUGGGGAAGAUACAACAUCUUCUGAAGAGGAAAAGGAGGACCCAACCACCAAUCUGGAUGCAGAGCAUCAAGUCACAGACUCACUCAUGUCCGGCAAUUGUCGCAAUGACUCAGAACUUCUCAACGGUCAGGUGGAUAGUCGAAUGGAUUACUUAGUGAAUGGUUCGGAUUCUUACCACAGCAAUGAGGAGGAGGAGGAGGAGGAGGAGGAUGGUGAAAAUGAACAUGAUGCUUUAGGAGUUGGAGAUAAUUCUGUACCAACUAUAUAUUUUUCUCAUACUAUUGAACCUAAGAGGGUUCGAAUAAAUACUGGAAAAAAUACCACGUUAAAAUUCAGUGAAAAGAAGGAAGAAGCCAAACGUAAACGGAAGAACAGUUCUGGCAGUGGUCACUCUGCCCACGAGCUGCCAUCUAUCCGGACACCUGCUGACAUUUACCGAGUCUUUGUUGAUAUUGUGAAUGGCGAAUACUUUCCUCGUAAAUCAAUUCUGAAGUCUCGAAGCAGAGAGAACAGUGUUUGCAGUGACACCAGUGAAAGCAGUGCUGCGGAACUGGAGGAGAGGAGGGGACUGCUGAGGGGCCUCAGCUGUGAAGAAGCCACUUGCAGCGACAAUAGUGAGAAUAUUUUGGAAGAGGAGCAUCAAGAAGAAAACUGUCAGGAGAACCGUGUGCCCAUGCCAGGAGCACCUGAGGCUUUUUCUGGAACUGUAAUAGAAAAAGAAUUUUUAUCACCCUCCUUACCACCACACCCAGCCAUUGCUCAUCCUGUGCUCCCCACCAUUCCAGAACGAAGAGAAGUUCUGUCAGAAAUAUCAGAAGAAACUACAAAGCGUGUUUCCAAAUUCAAAGCUGCCAGAUUGCAACAGAAAAACUAGAUUCUGCCUUGGAAAUGGUAGUUUACAUCUGAAAGCCGAGUUUCCCUUUUGUUUAGACUAUAUAUAGCAAAAUAUGUUACAUGUGGCUUGAAAUAAAACAUUCUGGGUCAAUAUGGCAUCGACUUCUCUUACCCUUAUCAGUGAUAUUAAAAAAAUUUAAGUAAAUAUUUGUCUACUUUAAUAUUGAAUUUGUUUUGUUAAUUCCCUAAAUACUGUCAACACUCAUCUGAGCUUGCCUUAUGAUGUAGUGGGAGCAUUUCAGAUGAGUUUAAAAGAAUACUGUUCACAUGUAUUGUUUUUGUGUUUUGAACGAAAUACAGGCAGUUUUGUACCAGCUGUGAUGUCUUGAAUACCAUAUGGACCAUUUUAAAGAAACUUUAAAAUUUUCAGAUAGGUUCAACAAUUAUAUUUCAUUACUUGCUUUAGCAUUUUAAAUGCACUUUUAAAGAAAAUCUACCUAGUUGUAGGUUUUGCCAUUAGAUGGCUAUUUCAAAGCACCUCUUCCCUCUGAAUGUGCUAUAAACGCUUAGGCAGAAAGCGUCAUGUACCCUGUGGGAAAGUCUGUGACUGGAAGAAUGGUAUUUUGUAAAAUCUUUUUUUUUCCUUUUCCCCAAGUAAAAAUUUUAUGAACCAUGCUUUCUAAAAUCUUGUGAACUUUGAUUCAGAUUGGAAUGCAGUUUAUUUGUGUGUAUGCUCCACACACCGCCCAAUCAGUCCUUGAAUUUGUGUAAUUCAGGCAUUACUCCCCUAAUAUGUAUAGCUUUAACUGGAAACAUGUUUUAGAGGGAAGAGGUAAGAUGUCUACCAAAAAAUAAAAAUUUUAUGUCAAGAAUUCUUAAACUGUCUACAUGUCAUUCUCUUUGGUUACUUUCGUACUAGUAAAUAGCUGAAGUAAAAUAUUUACUUUUUGCCAAACUAUUUAAAAAGAAAUUUAUUCCAACAUUGGAAAUUGCACGGCAAGUGUAAUCAUUAGCUUGAUGCAUGCUAAAAUGUAGCUUUUAAAAAGCAGUCUGCAUUAGUACUAAAAUAAGCCAUCAAUGCCAGUCCACCCUCUAUUCAUGGCUAAAUAGUUAAAGGUUAUUUAUAGCUUCUUUAAUGAAUUCUUGCUUAAACAAAGUGAAAUUAUGUCCUAGAAAAGUAGAAGCUAUUUGUAACUAGAACAGCAUAACUGUAAAGUUUUUUAUGAAUAUGUAUUUUAAUAAGGGGGUGAGAUUUAAUCCUUACUGGUUAAUGGAUAAUCCAGAACAGGGGUCUGAUUUUGAGAAAUCACUUAAAAAUGGAGGUUUUUUUCCUUUAAUAAAUUUUUAUCAACUCUGCAUA